UAAAAGCACACCUUUCAUUCCACCUUUAGCCCACACCAUUUCACCUUCUCAUCUCCAAAACCACCAUGAAGACUCUCACACUCCCCCUCCUCCUCCUCCUCCUCCUCACCGUCGCCGCCGCCACCGACAUGUCCAUAAUCACCUACGACGAAACCCACGCCGUCGGUUUCAAAACCGACGACGAAGCCACGACUCUUUUCGAGUCGUGGCUUGUGACACACGGCAAGUCAUAUAACGCCCUAGGCGAAAAAGAAAAAAGGUUCCAAAUAUUUAAAAAUAAUCUCCGGUACAUCGACGAGCAGAACCUCGUCGAGGACCGGGGAUUUAAGCUAGGGCUAAAUAAGUUCGCUGACUUGACUAAUGAGGAGUAUAGGUCAAAGUAUACGGGGAUCAAAAGUAAGGAUUUGAGGAAGAAAGUGAGUGCGAAGAGUGGGAGGUAUGCUACACUUUCCGGUGAGAGCUUGCCGGAGUCCGUCGACUGGAGAGAGUCCGGCGCCGUUGCUACCGUUAAGGAUCAAGGGAGCUGUGGGAGUUGCUGGGCCUUUUCGACAAUAAGUGCAGUUGAAGGAAUAAACCAGAUAGCCACAGGGAAGCUGAUAACACUAUCAGAACAAGAAUUGGUGGACUGUGACAGAUCAUACAAUGAAGGUUGUAAUGGAGGUCUCAUGGACUACGCUUUUGAAUUCAUUAUCAACAAUGGCGGCAUUGACACGGAUGUUGAUUAUCCUUACACUGGUCGUGAUGGAAAGUGUGAUCAGUACAGGAAAAAUGCAAAAGUUGUGACUAUUGAUUCUUAUGAAGAUGUUCCUGCGUAUGAUGAGUUGGCAUUGAAGAAGGCCGCAGCAAACCAGCCUAUCAGUGUUGCUAUUGAAGCUAGUGGCAGAGAUUUCCAGUUCUAUGAUUCGGGUAUAUUUACGGGGAAAUGUGGGAUAGCACUGGACCAUGGUGUGGUGGUGGUUGGAUAUGGUACAGAAAAUGGUAAAGAUUACUGGAUUGUGAGGAACUCAUGGGGUGCAGAUUGGGGAGAGAACGGUUAUCUGAGGAUGGAACGCGGAAUUUCCUCAAAGACAGGCAUAUGUGGAAUUGCUAUUGAACCAUCUUACCCUGUGAAGACUGGCGUGAACCCUCCAAACCCUGGUCCAUCUCCUCCAACACCUAAGACACCUGAAAGUGUUUGUGAUGAAUACUAUACUUGUCCGAUGAGUACCACCUGCUGCUGCAUGUAUGAGUAUUACGGCUACUGCUUUGCCUGGGGUUGUUGCCCUCUCGAGGGGGCUUCCUGUUGUGAUGAUGGUUACAGUUGCUGUCCUCAUGAUUACCCAGUCUGCAAUGUCCGUGCAGGAACCUGCUCGAUGAGUAAUAACAAUCCAUUGGGAGUAAAGGCAAUCCAGCGCAUUCUUGCAACUCCAAACUGGCAACACGGAAGCAAAGGAAAGAAGGUUACUGCUUAAGAAGAACCACGAAGGGCCCUCGAGUAAUGUUUUCUGGGAAAACUGGAGCAUACAGCAGAGACAAAAUCACAACAGCAGAGUUAGUGAGGUUCCGGUAUGAACAUUAGGAACCGAGGGUCAAUAAUUGGAUACUCAGUUCGAGAUUUGUACAGUAUGAUGUUUGAUUUUCAGUAUUACAUUUGAAACUUAUUAUUAAUCCUGUAAAGUAAAUAUGUUUUAAUUUCUGCAGCCUGCACUAGCAAUUCAUGGCAGUCCUGAACUAAUUUAUAUAGUAAAUAAAUACAGGUUUGGUAUUGAACUA
This is a messenger RNA of Daucus carota subsp. sativus, 1752 nucleotides long. Its product is annotated as low-temperature-induced cysteine proteinase. The coding region runs from base 66 to 1451 and encodes 461 amino acids. Lineage: Eukaryota; Viridiplantae; Streptophyta; Magnoliopsida; Apiales; Apiaceae. The record is from RefSeq and is a predicted model, not a curated record. Gene Ontology annotation, molecular function: cysteine-type endopeptidase activity. Gene Ontology annotation, cellular component: lysosome. The transcript is spliced from 5 exons.